UUCCUUCUUCAUACAAAUCAGUUCGAGGAUGUCGUCCAGGAAAAUCGGUACCUAUGCCAGAGGAAGAAAUUCGAGCGCUAUGUUUAAAAUCUCGUGAAAUUUUCCUACAACAACCGAUACUGCUGGAAUUGGAGGCUCCACUUAAAAUUUGCGGUGAUAUACACGGUCAGUACACAGAUUUGCUGCGACUGUUCGAGUACGGUGGAUUUCCCCCGGAGGCCAAUUACUUAUUCCUGGGCGAUUACGUGGACCGAGGCAAACAGUCGCUGGAAACGAUCUGUCUUCUGUUAGCGUACAAAAUUAAGUAUCCGGAAAACUUUUUCCUACUGCGCGGAAAUCAUGAGUGUGCCAGUAUUAAUAGGAUAUAUGGUAAGAGAGCGUACGGGAUAGUUUUUUUUUUCCUGCGGAGCAAAAUGAUGAUGGAUUUCCACCCCAACCUAGGUUUCUACGAUGAAUGCAAACGGCGGUACAACGUGAAGCUGUGGAAAACUUUCACCGAUUGUUUCAAUUGCCUGCCCAUUGCUGCCAUUAUUGAUGAGAAAAUAUUCUGCUGUCACGGAGGCUUAAGCCCGGAUUUGAACCACAUGGAACAGAUUAAACGCAUAAUGCGACCGACAGAUGUGCCCGACACGGGGCUGCUGUGUGAUCUGCUGUGGAGCGAUCCGGACAAGGACGUGAAGGGCUGGGGGGAGAAUGAUCGUGGCGUAAGCUUUACGUUCGGCGUGGACAUUGUGGCCAAGUUUUUGCUUAUUCACGAGCUGGAUCUCAUUUGCCGGGCGCAUCAGGUCGUGGAGGAUGGGUACGAGUUCUUUGCCCGGCGAUCGCUAGUAACGCUCUUUUCCGCACCGAACUAUUGCGGUGAAUUUGACAAUGCCGGCGGCAUGAUGUCGGUCGACGCGAAUUUAAUGUGUUCGUUUCAGAUUCUGAAGCCAUCGGAAAAGAAGGCUAAAUAUCAGUACAGCGGAACGAACAAUCAGCGGCCGCAGACGCCCCAGCGCAAUCAAAAUCCAACCAAUAAACGGAAAUAAUAAUUUCUCUCCCUUCUCAACCGCUACCUAACGAGACGCAGCAAAAAGAAGUCAUCAGUAACAGCCAGUUCGUCGGCAAACGCCACCACCGCCACCAGCAAUGCAACUAAUGUUUCCAACAGUGCCGAAGGGGAAGAUGAACUAAUGCUUACCGGUACGUCCGUGCCGUACGAUCCUGCAGCGGAGAAUGUAGCACAGUGUCAGGACCAUGAUCGAGCUAACGCAUUAAACGGUACGGCAUCCUCUACCACAGCAACCGGUGGUGUCGCAUCGGCUGCUGCUUCAUCCGGCGCAUCCUCUUCGACGACGUUGCUGAAGAAUGUCCCCAUAAGAGCAAUCGUGUUUUCUGACCAAUCGAGCAUUGCUAACGAUACGACCACGUCGCAUUUACGACCCGCUACGCCAUCUUCCCUCCGGCCGGAUGGCGCCCUUGAAAGGCGUGGAUUUGCCGAAGAAGGGGAGGAAGAAUGUUCCUUACCGUCACCACCACCACCACCACCGCCGUCGAUACAAACGUUGCCAGUGAUGCAGAUGCAAGCGCUUCAUUUACACCACCAGCCCGCUCCGCAGUAUCCGUCAGAUCCGAUGGGCACGACGCAUAAUCCAUCGAGCUCCUCCACCGGCCGCUCGUGCUUUUCUCCGCCACCACCGGCAAUUGUGACUACCGCGCUAAUGAGUUCCACUGGGACGCAUGCGAUGUCUGGCGGUGCUGGUAGUUCUUCCGGUAGACAAUUACCACCGUAUCCGCCGGCGGUGCCACUUCCCAAACCGACACCCAUUUGGAUUACACCGGGCCAACAUUCAUCGGGCAGCACGGGUGGUAAUGCGCUCGGGAGGGAUAGGUCAGUGUCGGCGGCAUAUUCGACAGCAUCCACCAUAACCGUGGCUACCGGCAGCAACAGCCCGGCAGUAGUUUCGACUGUGCCUAUUCUGCGUACGUUCGGUGCCUCGGCGGGCUCAAGACAAAAUUCCUUCGGCAGCUAAGGUGUGGUGCGAUACGGAGCAUGCAACUAGCUAAGGUUUGUAGGAGGUUGGUUGGCUGAUUCGGCACGAACGGUUGUAAGAGCGUGGGGGAUGGGAUUCAUAUUGAACAGUGUGAUUGAAUGGUUUUUGGAUCAUUGUCCGAAUAGAAUCGGGGUAAUAGCAGCACCAACCAAGCAAAGCGAGUGGGCGCUACAAGACGCAGGACGAUGAUGACUAACAAAGCGUUUCGCGACAAACGGGAAGCGAGUGAGAAUGUGAGAGAAUUUUUGAACGAGCGAUGUGAACGGAGAGAAAGAGAGAGAGAGAGAGCGAGAUACAAAACCCGUGUGAAAAGAAACAAAAUGAAAUAGUUUUUAUUGAAUGAUAUUGUUAACAAAUACACAACAGUGCACUAUCAGAAAAAAAAGGCAAAUCAGAUGCUUUUUGUACGCGAUGAUACAGAAAGAAAGUAACUUAACGCAUGAUAAUAAGAAACGUAUGAAAUAAGAUUGAUAAGAGAGGGGUCAUUGCUGGGGGAAAAAUAAAAUCAAAUAAAAUGCCCCAGUGGCGUGUACAACAGGGCACAGGGCAAGAAGGAACGGCGUAAGGAGGGCAGGAGGAGGGUACAGUAAGGUAAUAUCAAAUCACCGGUCACCGGGUGUGUGCAGUCUUAUCUUAGGUCAAUCCAAGCAAAACACACACACACACACACCCCCAUUGCACUGUUGUCCACGGGGUACUAAUAAGGGAUGAAAGGAAAACGUACACCAAUCAGUGGGGUGCCCAACUGCAAAAGAAACGAUGCAUUACAUAGAAAAACGCAUACAACAUAGCAAACCCACUAAGCGCUCACAACUGUACAGCCCUCGAGCAUGGCUGUGUCACGGGGAAAAACGGACGCAUGAAGCAUAAUUGUGUGUAAUAUUAUUCAACAAAUCGGCAGUAGAGAUUGUGCGGAAAAGCGCACUUAGGGUGUAUCUAAUGCGAGCCGACAAAUGAUGUUGGAGCAUACAUUUUCAAAGCAAAAGGGACAGGGUGUUACUAUCCAUACAUAGAGAAGGAUCAAACGGAUGGCAGAAGGUGUAGCAGUUUCGAAUCGAUCCGAGAAGGGUGUACAUGUGUCUGGCAAGCAAAAGCAAAAGUAAAUCAUGGAAGAGAAUAAUUUGCACAAUUUGCAGAUUGUGCAUUUUAUUGACCGGGGGCACUACCACGAUGACCGAUACAACGGAAAACAGAACGGAAUUCAGCUACUGUGUACAAGGGACAAAGAGAUAAUGAUAUAUAAAACUGUAGAUACACAUAUGCAUAUAUACAUAUAUACAAUACACACACUCACACACAGGCGCGUACGCAUUACUCAGCAGGCAGCGGGUGGGAUGGAAGAAGUGUAAGAUGUGCAUGAGAGAUUAUCCGAUCAGAUUUUCGGUUGAUCGUUUUUAUUGCCUUCUGGAAAGCAAAAAAAUGGGAAAUUGAAUAUAUUCUGCCACCCCUCGGGUAGCCGGUGAGAGAUAAAAAAAGUGAGAUCAAAGAAAAUCAAACAUCAGAUCAGAUCCAUAUAAAUGCGUCAUAGCAAAGGGGUCAUAUAUAAUGUAAAGCACUGUAUAAACCAACAACUGCAUCUAUGCAUCUUCAUCCUGUUUUCCACAGACGCUGAAAGCGCUUGCGGAAAUUAGCACACUCAGAGAGAGAGAGAGAGAGAAAGGGUGGUGCGUUCGGUAAAAGGGAAACGUUACUUUUUCUACACACACAGCGAGCAAGGUCACAGAUUGUCAUGCAUUUACACCGGGGAAAAAAGAGGAACACGGUUUACGUUACUGUUACUUUUGAUCUGCCGGGAUAAGCUUCCCGUUCCAAAGAAUAUAUUAUAUUGCUAGUUAUGAUCGUGUGUUUUGCUUCGGCUAAACCUUCAACUGCCUGGGGGGAAGAAGCAGCUUGGUUCAGCUUUUAGUUAGGCGAUCGUCUGUUACACUUCCUUUGUGGUUUUAGUCCUAGCACAUCAACCUGGACCUUGUGGUCAGGAUAGUCAAGGGCAACUCUGUAUGGCUAUAUCCCCUGUGAAACGUGUUUUAAAACAUCCGGAAGAAGAAACCAUUAACCCAGCGUAACAUUUCGUUGGCUGUGAAAAGAUGCGCAAACCUGAACACGAAAUGUGAAUGCGGUAUGCACACAGAUGCAGCCGAUGGAUUUUCCAAUCUCAACCUCACUGGCGCCCGUUUCCAUUGAACCAAAGCUGAACGCAACUCUCCGUACCCGAUAGGACGAACAAACCAAACCGACCAUCGGUGGUUGUCCCGUUUGAGGAUGACCACUGCUCGUUCGUCGACUCACACUCCCCGAACAAAUCCAUUUAUACACGUCACCCGUUUGGAAGGCUUUUACAAACAAAAGAAAACAACACUAUUUUUACAUCCAAUCGACACACAGGGCAAAGGACAGAAACAAUAAAAUGUGAAAGCGAGGAAACGCCGUUUACGUUACGAACCUUCUUACCUUCCUAGUACGUCGUUUCUUUACAGAGCUGCUUGAGCUAUGUGUUAACGGUACGAUUUGUUUGUUUGCAACCCUUGCGUUGCAUCCGUUUUCAUCUUUUCUAUUAUCCCCUCUUAGCGAGCCUGACACUCGAAGCAAAGCAGAGUGGUAGCAACGGAUGAUGUGCGCGCGCGCUUACUAAGUUGGCGGAUUGUAUUAAGGAAAACACAAAACACCCCCCAUUUUGCAAAAUGGGAAUGCGUAUGCAUUAGAUCAGCAGCAGCAGCAGCAAGAUAGCAAGAAAACACAGUAAAUUAUUAUAAUUAACAAAACUCAGCAUACCCCCUGACGGUCGCGAAAAGAAAGCAACAAAAAAAAAAAAGCGUCGCCACACGGGCACAUUAUGUUGGAUCGAAGAGCAAUGUAAUGAAUAAAGGAUCAUAAUUAAUAUUAAAA
Messenger RNA from Anopheles stephensi (Asian malaria mosquito), 4916 nucleotides. Its product is annotated as serine/threonine-protein phosphatase PP1-beta catalytic subunit. Gene Ontology annotation, cellular component: nucleus; cytoplasm. Gene Ontology annotation, molecular function: protein serine/threonine phosphatase activity. Bases 54 to 1028 code for a protein of 324 amino acids. The record is from RefSeq and is a predicted model, not a curated record. Lineage: Eukaryota; Metazoa; Arthropoda; Insecta; Diptera; Culicidae. The transcript is spliced from 4 exons.